AUGUCGACGUCAACAUUAAUUAGGCUGGAUGAAACUGGCAAUGCAGGGAAUGUCGCCGUGUCCAGCAUUUCGGUAGCGGCUCUCUGCAUGCUUUGGAUUUAUGUCGCUAAUCAUGUUAGUCGGCAUGACCCGGCCAGGAAAUCGUUUGCUAUCUGGAUGCAAAUACUCUUACCACUCCAAGAGGCCGUGCCAUUAAGACUUGCUGUUCUAUAUCUAAGCGAAUCAGCAACCAAAGUCCAGGACGGUUAUAUCACUAGACCCGAACAUAGCCCCUAUCCUUGGCGGUCGUGGAGUAAUCGCAACAGGUACUACGACCCAAGCUCGAAUGCACUCUCGUCGGCCGUGAGAAUAGCAAGAAUCUCGGGCCUCGUGAACCUCCUAUCUCGUCUGGCCGACGCUGUCAUUCUCAUCAUAUUUUUCGAGCUGGGCCACGGCUUCAUGUACGCGCGCCUCAGAACCAUCACCGUCUACCAAUCCGUGCUGCGAUCCCUUUCGGUCACCAUCGCCCUGGCCGUGACGGUCACAGCGCUGGUCUCCGCCGGCAUCUACCUCGCAAACGUAGAAUCCUGGCUCAGAGAAAUGGAAGAGUAUCACGAGGACUGGAGGAUGAACAACUUCAGAACCUACGCCACCGCUACCGUGGCCGCCGAUGUGUUGCGCUGGGCCGCGACGCUGCCGGCCAUCGCUUAUGCCGCCAAGAUCGUGCGUGUCUGGAGUGGCCAGAGUAUACGACUCAUCGCGGGACGUUAUCUUUUGGCAACCGUCAUCAUGUUCCUGCGUUGCUUCACGUUUAUUGGGUUCGAGGGGACGCUCGGUCCUGAUAUGACUCCUGCUGACCCAGACGCAGCAAAGGGAACGUUCAGGGCUGCUUCUAACUGGCCGUCAAUCAAGUAUGCAGCUCACAUCUUGAGUUGGGUUUUCUUUGUCAUGGUCUCCGGGAUUCUUGUCAACAUCGGAGCCAAGAAGAAGGACGGACUGUGGACGACAAAACAGUCAUUCCAUGUAGGCUUUUCUCCCAUUCCAGACCCUGUUUUUGGCCACGAUGAGGGACAAUCGACUGUACCAAUGAACCAUGUAUAUGUCAGUGAUGAUGAGAGGACCAUAGUAUCGGACGGUCGACCCCAUGGAUAG
Pyricularia grisea is the source of this 1131-nucleotide messenger RNA. RefSeq lists its product as uncharacterized. Bases 1 to 1131 code for a protein of 376 amino acids. NCBI's taxonomy places the organism in Eukaryota, Fungi, Ascomycota, Sordariomycetes, Magnaporthales, Pyriculariaceae. The transcript has 3 exons. The record is from RefSeq and is a predicted model, not a curated record.